Molecule: messenger RNA, 9271 nt
Organism: Phycodurus eques (leafy seadragon)
Lineage: Eukaryota; Metazoa; Chordata; Actinopteri; Syngnathiformes; Syngnathidae
Gene: prdm2a
Product: PR domain containing 2, with ZNF domain a
Biological process (GO): regulation of transcription by RNA polymerase II
Cellular component (GO): nucleus
Molecular function (GO): DNA-binding transcription factor activity, RNA polymerase II-specific; RNA polymerase II transcription regulatory region sequence-specific DNA binding
Source: RefSeq, a predicted model, not a curated record
UUAGAGAACACCCAGCUGUUUACAACCUGCACAGCAGGGAUAUGAAACUACUGGACGACAAUGGUGUCGCAAAUCAAGUGUGACAACUGUUAAAGGCCUUUUCUUCAGAGAACUGGAUACAAACAAGGGAAAAUGGAGCAAACCCCUCGAUUCUCUGAAUAUGGCGAUGGUGAGGAUCUACAGCAGGAAGAUGACGACAUUUGUCAAAAGAACACCAUUAUGACACCCGACAUUCCCGACAACCUUGUUCACAAUACUCAAAGAGGCUGGGAGUCUUUUCCCUGUCAGCACUGUGAGAGGUGUUUUACCAGCCAGCAAGGCUUGGAACGACACAUGCAUAGCCACGCUUUGAUGAAGAAUGCGCCACAUUCAUGUAAGAGCAAGAAUGGAAAAAUGGCUUCCGGUUUGGCUCUCGGUCAGCUGCAGCAUGACAGUACGAAGUCUUCAGUUUUAGUAAGUUCAGACGGACAGCUUGAAAGCAGUGAUACUCCUGUUUUGUUAGUUGGGCGCAACACUGUGCCACCUGACGAGCUGGUGUACGAGCAUCAUGCUUGCAGCUACAGCGAAAAGAGAUUCACUACGUUUACCAACAAGCAGCAGCACGAGAGCACAGUCCACAACCAGCAUCUGCAAAUUGCACAUACGGAACAAAGUGAGCCGCCUCAGGAGGAAAAUCUUCAGCAGAUAAUUAUUGCGUCGUCAAAUCUGGAAGCCGAGCUUUCUGCAGAAGUUGCGGAGAAUGAAGUGGAACACACUGGAAACUACAUGCCAGUCGUCUCCAGCAGUAUCUCAGAGAAUCUCAGCUUUUACUUUGAUGGAAAAAUUGUUUCAACAAGCACAGUGAGUGGCUGUGAAGCAGCUGAAGUUCACGCUGCAUGUUCAACUUUGGUUGGACUAGAUGCCCUGAUUCUGGAUCCCACACAAUUGAACCUGGGGUUGAAUUUCAAUUCAAUUCUGAGCAACCAAGAGCUGCCGGGUCAAGCACUUGCCAAGAGAAGAACAGCAACACCUCCUUUGUUACCCCAAAUUCAAACAGAACUGGAAUCUGAAGUGGUGGUGUUGUCAUCCUCUUCAGAAGUUGUAACUUCGUUAAUAGAGAAUACAGAGUCUUCACUUGCCCCCCCAAGCUCAGCCACUGUGUUUCUACGAGAGAAGCAGGACACCCUACUUCCAGAUGGCCAAACAUCUUGCUCAUCUGUAUCUGCUGCAACAGGAAGGUUUAAAAGAAGGACUGGAUCUCCACAAAGUUCUCCCCAGCACAACACCACAUCUGAUGAGGAAACAGCAAUAGCAGAUAUGGAUGGUGAUGCCGCCACUUUAUGGCACAUGGACACCCAGUACAGUGUGAGUGUCAAUGACAAAGAAAAUGCAUCUCAAAAGAUUGAGGAACCUCAAGCAAUUACAGUUUCAACAGAGAGCUGGCCACCUGUGACUGUGGACAGCUGCUAUAGUCAGCAACCACUGGAUCUCUCUAAUACGAUGAAACGAAAUGAAGUUGGGACUUCAGAUGAUGCUGCGCUGGAUUUAAGUUUGCAAAAAAGGAGCCCUGAAGAAUCUCAGCUGACAUCAAAUUUAGUUUUCCCCUCAGAAGAUAAUUCAAACGUGUGGAUGCAGGAAAGGGCCCUCCUGAUAGUUGGAGAGCAAAAUGUAAGCCUCGCAAAUUGUGAGACACCUCUUGUGUCAGACCUCACCAUUGUUACAGGUCAAAAUAUGGUGGACUCUGUCGCAGAAGGAAUUGUUUAUGGACUUUCACUCCCCUCCUGUCCCCUGAAUUCUGCACCUGCCACCCUUACACCUCUUGGUUUCCCGCCAGCUUCACCAUGCACUAUAUCAUUUGCUCCCCCAACUACACACACAGUACUACCGACUGCUCCAUCAUUAAUCACAGUUCUGGCACCCCCACUAUCUAUUCCUAGGCCCUCAAGCCAACCAAUCCAAGUGCUGGCUCCAAAUAUAUCACCGGAGCCGCUGGUAAUCUGCACAGAAAAUGCCAUAAAUUCUACACAGUGUGAUUUAACCUCUGCGUUUUCAGCUACAACUGCUGCAAACCUUGUUACUCUCUCACACCCACUUGACCCCUCUCUAAAUCUACCCGGCCACAUGUUUCUCACUGAUCAAAUUUCUCUUAACCCGCCAAUUAAUGAAGACCAUAGCUUGUCUGAGGUGCCAUUCACACCCAGUGCAGCAUUAAACGAUCCACUCAUAAACUCGUAUAUGUCAAGUAACACAGUGCUGAUAGAAUGCACAAUAUCCCUGGAAACGCCAGGGAAUGUCCCCACUGCUGUUACCAUGCAACAAAACAUUGAGCCUCCAGUAUCUACGCCGAUGCUUGUUAACCACAUAGAACAGCAACAGAUUGUGUCAUUGCCCAACACCUCAACUGUGGACCCCACCAUUCUCUUGUCCUGCAUUGAGGAGUCUGUGACAUUGUCCACAAACACCUCAAUGAUGCCAGAUUGUCCUGCCCAAGCUGAAGAAACAGAACAAGGCCUCAAAGAAGCGCCUCCAAAAGCAGACGAGGAACUUGCUGACAGCACUGAUUCUGCAGUGGAAAUAUCUACUGACAACUCAAACCAAGUUGAGAAGUUUGAAGAGACAGAACCGCCAAGCAACACACCGAGUGACGCAGAGCAGCAGACUUUCACCAAGAACUUCAUCUGCAAUGUCUGCGACCUUCUGUUCCACUCGAUGAAAGAACUCAGCACCCACGUUAGCGACCAUGCUGAAGAAUGGCCUUACAAAUGCGAGUUCUGCGUUCUGCUCUUUGACAAGCCCUCCGCUUUGCUCGACCAUCGGUCAAGCCUACACGGUGUCGACAAGACUUAUAUUUGCAGUGCAUGUCCUAAAGACUUUGUCUACCUUUGUAAUCUGAAACAGCAUCAGGAGGAAUUGCAUCCUGCCCAGCAAUGUACAUUCACUGAAGAAGAAAAGGGAAAAAUAAGACCUCAGAAUUACAACUACUCCACUAAAGUUAGCAAAGAGCCUCCAUUGCCUGAUGUGUCUGAACAAAAGGUGAAAAAGGAAGAUCAUGAAGUGGAUGUGGCUUCUGAAGAAUUUUUUACAACAAUUAAAAUCAUGGCCUCAGAUGGAGGCAAACUCAAAGUGCCUGAUGUUCGUCUUGGCAUUAACCAGCAUUACCCUAGCUUUAAGCCCCCGCCCUUUCCUUACCAUAACAGGUCACCUGCCGGGUCGGUGGCCUCAGCCACAAAUUUCACCACCCACAACAUUCCACAAACCUUCAGUACAGCUAUUCGGUGCACCAAGUGCGGAAAGAGCUUCAAUAACAUGCCGGAGCUGCACAAGCACAUCCUGGCUUGUGCCAAUGCUAGCGAUAAGAGGCGGUACACGCCCAAGAAGAAUCCCAUCCCACUCCGCCAUUUUGCAAAAAGCCAAAACGGAGUCCUGUCCACUACCAACUCAGAAAAUGAAUGUAAUGCCUCAAAUAGAGCUAGCCAGUCCAACAGAUCAGAAUCUGUCAAAGUGAAGUUAAAAUUACUGAACAAAAGGAAGCGAAAGAUGGUCCAAAGGGUCAUGCCCCAGAGGAACAAAUCUUCGCUAAAUAAAGUGUCCCCUUCACACGUGCAUGAUGACUUAUUUGUUUGUCCUCACUGCAGCAGGGAGUUCACCAUGCGACGCAGCCGAACCAAACACAUGGCAGUCUGUCCCAAAAAACCCAGAGAAGUGAGGACAAGGAAAGAGGGUGGGAUCUCUGUGACAAAGGAAAAUGAUGGACGACUCCAUAGAGGGGUCUCACUUGUCAAUGAGCAACAAGCCUCAGCUCAUCCUAGGACAAGACUCCAGACAUCAAUGCCAGCUAAGAGGCCCGCCACGCCCCCUAGACUAACAAGCUUUUCAAACAAGAGGCCUAAACUAGCCAUAAAGGACGAUUCAAAAAAUGACAUUUCCACUUUAAACAAAUUCCCCGCCGUUCGUCCUUUCAACCCUCCUCUUCGCCAGUACACCCGAGUGCAUCAUGCAAUUAAACUAACUCCAGCAAAUCAACAACAAAGUGAGCCCUCCGCCCCAGGCCGAGAGGAAGCAACUGCUGGUGGCAGCUCGAAGCAAAGCGCAACAGCUUGAAGACCUUUCAGCUUACCCUGUCAGGUAGUGUAAAGAAUAUUACAAAUUUAAAUAACCAGUGUAGUUAUAGCCUUAUCAUGGUCUCCACCCGUCGGCGCGCUCACACUGGGCAUAGAUACCAUGCUUCAGUGGCUUUACUUGCGCCAUCACUUAAUGAUGAGGCACUGCAUUACUGCAACUUUCCUGACUAUGUGAAAAUGCUGUCAUUCUGUUUAUUUCUGUUAUUCAAAGUGGCACCGAAAAUUAAUGUAUUGUGUUAAGUAGCCACGGCAUAGUGGGUAAUGCAUCUGACUACAGGGCCAGAAGAUUGACAAGCUCCAGCAAAUUUUGGCCAGCCCUGGCUGAGCACCUGAUUUUUCCGCCUGGUCCACACUUGUGGUUGUGGUGCCCUUGAGAAAGGCAACCCAAAAUAAGCAAACACCAAAAUAUACAUACUCCUAAAACGUUAGGGAUCUCGGGCACCCGGAUGAAUUUUCAGGACAAACCUAACAUGCAAUAUAACAAAUAAAAUAUAACAAUACUGGUGAACCUAAUAUGAGCUUACCUAAACAGUUGAAUGCACAUGUCCAACUGCUCAAUGUUUCAGUACUUUUUGCACAACUUGCUGUACUCUAACAAAGAGCUAAAUAGCAAAAUUCACAACAGGUGUUUGAUCUGUGGGUGGGCCAAUACAUUUCCUGUUUUAAUUGGAGCUGGUGUUCACUGCGCUUCAUUAUGCCGGAGAAGACACCUAACAAUUGAUUAACAAUAGCUCGCCAUUGUAAGGUUUCAAAAACGACAUUCUCAGAGGGAAGUUGCAACAGCUACAGAGAGACUGGAGGAGUUACAGAAAGGCAAAAGAGUGGACAUCCUUCGAAAAAAAAAAAAAGUACACUUGAAUUUUGCCGUUCACCUUCUUGUUAGAGAACGGCAAGUUGUGGAAAAUGUACUGAAACACUGAACAAUCGGACGUGAAUUCAAAAGUUUAAAGGUCAAAUUAAGUUCACCUCCUAAGGUUAUAGUGCAUUACAGUUUCACCCAAAAGCCCAAUAUCCCUAACUUUUUGGGAGUAGUGUGUAUAUAUGUCGCCCCCUCCUCCAGUGUGUGCUUACAAUAUUGACUAAUGUGAUGGGAUAAAAGCAAAGGGCACGUUUUCUUCAUGUGCACAUAAAAAUUGUGAAUCAUUGGCAGUUAAAAUAGUUAUUUUAUUUCUUUAUAACUCCUGGGAGGAUUGAUCAUAUUAAUUAUAGGAGCAAGAAUAUGUGGACUUUGACUUGAUUUUAAGUUGUUGUGUAUAUUUACUAUUAUGGGAGGAGCACUUAUCAUUUACAAUUGUGCCGUGCCGAGGCCCACUUCUCCAAACCAUGCUGCGGCCAGGAAUGUUUCCCAUGCUUGAGCACGGAGCAUUUAGACUGGUCAAAGGAAAUGUGGAAUGAAAGGUGUCGUGUGCUCAAGCAUGAUACGAGUUGCUUCAUAAUUUAUCAAAUAUCAUUGAAAGAAACUCCAUCAUACAGCUAUGAUAGCUAGUAAGGACUUUGCUAGUACAGAUUUAACUCCAGUUUAAACCCAUUGAAACAAAUGAUUUGUUAACAUAUGCUGUCACUUUUAGGCCAAUGCACACCCUUGACACCUCUUCACCCAGCGAAGGCUUGAAAUCCAUUACACUGUACAAGAGAUGACUGAACUGAGGACAGAAAAAAAAAAAACCCUGAACACAACUGAAGUACUUCUGCGAGUGCAGAGUAUGCGAGGGCUUGAAGUUUGUAGGUUGGUACAGUCCCACAUUUCUUCAACUUUCCAUCAAUAGCCUGGAUUUGCACUUUGAAGUUAAUCUGACAGCGACGUGUUGUCAAAGAAAUGGGGAAGCACUGAAGCUGGAAAGGCUUCUCUCAUUUCUCGCUUGGCGGUUCAUUCGGCGAGGAUGGCAAGCAGCAAUCACUGCCAGCAUGGAUUUGCACUACUUUUUCCUUAUCAGUCAUAUGUUGCCUUUUGGGUUUAAAUUAUUUAUGGCAUGUUCUGUACUUGUUCUUCAGUUGUUUGGUAUUGAGGAAAUUGGGCCUAAACAAAGGAUAUGACUUACCAUUAACCUUAAAACUUAAAUUGAGUCAUUGAACAGAGCACAAAAGUAUUAACAUUUCCCUUCAAAGUUGUUCAGGAUUCAAAUGCAAGAAGCGAUUAUUUGGAAUGUAUUUGGCAGGGUUAACUCGAGAGAAAAAAUCUGAGUAAAUUUUGUUGGCCCUUUGUGUGUUUAUAUGAAGGUAAUAAGAACAAUUCUAUUCGCGUACCAUCAAAUGCAUAUGGCAUGAUAACCUGUGGCAUACAAAUCAAGGAUAAAAGUUCAAUGUUGUCCUGAUAAAGAAAAAAUAAUUUAUUUUAGCGGCUAUCCAAAUGAAAUCGACUGAAACUGUCUUCGGUCAUCUGCAAUGCUAAGUACUGUACCUGAAAAUAAUACACUGACAUGCAUUGCUUUCACUGUGGUGAGCUCAUAGACCACAAAAAUUAUCAAAAGUGGUGAAAAGGAGCAGUCUGCUGCUGUCAUAUCAUGUGAUACAGUAUAUGUAGUUUUUGUAUUUCUUUAAAGUAUUCAACUGUAGAACACAAGCACUUCAUCCAGGCUUACUGUCUGUGUAACAUUUUCUUGUUUCGUAUGUACAUUAAAUUGUAAUGUGAAUCCCAAAAUGAAAAUGUCAACUUGUUUAGUUUUGUAAAUGACUGUUGAAGCUUGCAACUAAUCUCAUUUGCAUAAAUAUUCAUAAGCUACUAGUUUAAACAGGGUACUUAUGUAAUUGUUAUAUCUACUGUAUAUCAAAUACAAUUUUAAUUUGUGAGAACUAACGUGUGUGAGAGUAAUGAUAGUGGGGGGAAAAAAUAAAAUUUUGCCUCUACAAUUCUUGUAACUCACCCACAGACUGCAUUAUGUUGGAUGUACAGGGUGUCAGGGGACUGCUCUCUGACUGUGAACGUUUGUGUAACAUUUCAAAAUGUAAAUGAAGUCGUGUAUAUUUAUUAAUUUAAAACCAUGUAAUGAUUCUGAAGUCGGAAGCUGUUUGAUUUGCACUUUUUUUUUUUUUCCCCCCCCCCCAAGCGUGUGGUCAUAAUAAAUGCAGAAUGUUAGUGUAAAAUCUGUGUGUGUGGCGAUUUGUUGGCCAACAGAUGACAAUUGCUGAAUCCCAUUGAACAAGUUUAUUGGAGAAAUCAACACUGCAGAUGUAGACUAAUGUCCAGAAGGUGGUGCACUCCACCCGCGCUAACCAUUGCAGCAGAUUAUUGAAUAGACAAAAGUGUUUGUUUUGUUUUGUUUAACUGUAGGUAGCUGGCCUCUUUAGUUUGGGUAAGGAUUGUUGUUGGUGGAUGCGGAGAGCUGCUUGGACAACAGAAAACCAGUCUUUUCAAACUAAUGUCACACACUUAUGUUUUCAUGUUUAUUAAACAUAAGAUUUUAACAUUCGCAGUGGAAGGUGGAAAAAGUAUACAGACCUUUGGAUUUAAAAACUAGUUGUGCCUCCUUUGGCACCAAUAAACUCAACUAAAUCCUUCCUUCAAUUGCAGAUCAGAUCCACAAAAUGGACAAUUCCUUUGUGCAAAACUGUUUCAGUUCAGCAAUGUCUGGUGUGAAUCACUCAGUUGCAGUCAUUCCACAGCAUCCCAAAUGAGUUGAGAGACUGACUGGCCCACUCAAUCAGAAGGUGUAUAUUCUUUUUGGAAAGCCAUUCUGUUGUUGAUUUACUGUCUCUGUUGAGCUCCAGUUGGUGGACCAGGAUGUCCCCCAGUUGGGAUGAGAUUUUGAUGGUUGUGUGUUGUGCAAUUGUUCUCCACUCCACUCAUAAGGCCUUACUUUCUAAGAUAAAAUAGCAGUGGGUGUUCACUCUAACAGACUGCGUGCAGUGUUGGUAGGUAUGUUGUGUGUUAUUUAUUAAGAUUACAAUGUUUUACUAAAAUACUAAAUAGCGUGCGCUACAUGGCGUGUUUACGCUAACGGAUUGCAUCUACUCAUGAAUUGGAGACUCUAAAUUGCCCAUUGGUGUGAAUGUGAGUGCGAAUGUUUUGUUUGUAUGUGCCCUGCGAUUGGCUGGCAACCAGUUCAGGGUGUACCCCUCCUGCUGCCCGAUGAUAGCUGGGAUAGGCUCCAGCACGCCCGCGACCCUAGUGAGGAGAAGCGGCUCAGAAAAUGGAUGGAUGGAUUGCAUGUACUGUUUUCAAUAGGAGUAAAAAUGAUGGAGAACACCAUUUCAUAUUUUAUUUUCACCAUGGGAAAUUUUGGAGAGCACUGCAAGCACAAAGUGAAACUUGAAGUGUUAGUUGAAGACAAACAAACACUAUAUUACGGAGUUACCUCAAAUAAAUAUAUUCCUCCAAUAAUUUUGGAGAAGCUAGCAAAUGCAAAGAAGCCAUGUUUUGUUUGACUUUAACUCAUCCCGAAUGCAAAUCCUGUGCAACAUUGCGUUUAAAAUAUGGGACAGCACAGCCAAAAAAGUGCUUUGGUAGGAACCAGCACCAGAUAUUUUUUGUAGUGUGCUGAAAAGACCCAGAGGCAAGGAAAUGCUGAGUUGAAAUUAGUUUCGUCAUUGGUGAUUGGCUCCAAGUUAGCUCUGAUGAUUGAGAAGUUCCAAAAUUGCUUUACCGAAUAGACAGUAUGCCGUCAUAAUUGUUGUUUCUGGCAUUCAAAAAAUGUUUGCACGACUGGAAAAGAUCCAUUCUCGUUCUUGCCUCCCAUUUUGCAUGUGCCUCCUCUACUCAUCGUGAUGCACAACGGUGCUGUUUGCACCUGGUUUUCAGUCACUAUUUGAAGACCCAAAAGGUCUAAGGAAAGAAUGAAUGGGGCCAUGUUUCGUGAGGUGCUCCCUAAGAGCAUUGAAGAUGGAAUGUGACUGGGUCUUUCAGCAUGAUAGUAACCCCAAACACAAAGUCCGGGCAACUCAGGAGUGCAUUGCCCUUUAAGAAGCAUGUCAAGGUCCUGGAGUGGCCUAGCCAUUCUCCAGACCUCAAACCAAUAUAAAAUCUGUGGACGCAUUUGAAAGUCCAUGUUGCCCAGCGACAGACCCGAAACAUGACAGAUGGGGAGAAAAUCUGCACCAAAAGUGGGCAAAAAUAACUGCUGCAGUGUGUGCAAUCCUGGUCAAGAACCUCAGCAAACAUUUGACCUCGGUAAUUGCAAGCAAAGAUUUCAUUACAAAGUAUUGAGUUAAACUUUUUGAAUGUCUGAAUAUUUAUU